Molecule: messenger RNA, 604 nt
Organism: Mytilinidion resinicola
Lineage: Eukaryota; Fungi; Ascomycota; Dothideomycetes; Mytilinidiales; Mytilinidiaceae
Exons: 1
Coding region: 131-541 (136 amino acids)
Source: RefSeq, a predicted model, not a curated record
CACCCCAUUGCCAAAGAAUUAAACACAAUGCACGGCGGCAUCAUAUAAACACAACUCAACCCUUCCGAUAACUCCCCAAUUCUUCCCAAUUGCCCCCUUCUUCAAACCUCCCAGCACCCCGCCACCCACGAUGGAAUACCUCUCUAUCCUGAUGCAAGCCAAACACCGUAAGCCCACCCCGUCGUCCCAAACCACACCCACCAGUCCACCUCCCCAGCCUGAAGCCAGUCCCGAUUCCCAGGUAGGCCCCAGCCCCAGCACUGACCCUAAGCAGCAACAACGUGAACAGCAACAAAAAAUCUUCGAAGCCGCGGAGCAGCGCUUGCAUGACGAAGAAGUCGAGGCUCGCAAAAGGGAGGCAGAAUCUGGGCGUAGGUAUACCUCAUCGAGUAUGGGGUAUCACCCCAGGCCUUCGCCGCCUCGGAAACCUCGGGAGCACAUGUACGGAGACAUGGGAAACUUCAAGAGUUAUUUCGGGGGACGGAUGGAGGAAGGGGUUGAAGAGAAGAGGCGGAUUUGGGACUCCUGGUUGAAUGGAUGAGUUCUGGAAUUGAGUCGUUAAUGAUUUACGACCACGUAGCUAAAUUAGUGGACUGUUAGGGGG